Molecule: messenger RNA, 12891 nt
Organism: Saprolegnia parasitica CBS 223.65
Lineage: Eukaryota; Oomycota; Saprolegniomycetes; Saprolegniales; Saprolegniaceae
Exons: 20
Coding region: 4-12891 (4295 amino acids)
Biological process (GO): microtubule-based movement
Cellular component (GO): dynein complex
Molecular function (GO): dynein light intermediate chain binding; dynein intermediate chain binding; minus-end-directed microtubule motor activity
Source: RefSeq, a predicted model, not a curated record
CGCAUGAGCAAGACGCCCGAAAGCGCCGAUGGCGCGCCGGCCUCCGAGCCGUGGAGCGACCUCGACCGCUUCCAAGCGCUCUCCCGCGGCUCCGGGAACGCGUCGAUGGCGGUGUCGGGCGACCCCCGGCGCAGCCCGAUCCGGAAAGCACGACUCGACAUCCUCCAGAGCUCGAUCUUGGCGCGACAAAGCCAGCUCGGCACGCUUGAGGGCGGUACGAAGAAGCACAAGAAGAACACAGACGCCCAAAUCGCCGACCUCAAGGCGUCGCUGGGGCCGCUGGGCUCGCUGCAAGGCCCGCGCCGCCCCGACUCGUCGAACGGCCGCCUCAUGCUACCUGCCGUGACGCCUCCAACGUCGGCCGAGACGAUCGAGUCGCCCGAGGAGCGUAUAUACUCGACGCUCAGCGAUCGGAUCGGCUCCAACUACACCAUUACGACGCGGAAGCUUACCAAGGACGACGUCGCCCGCAUCGCGCUCAGCAUGCCCGUCAUGGUCCGUGAAAAGCCGAAGGACUUGCGACCUGGCUUUAGCCCCAAGAAGAAGGCCAUCGAGUACGUCGCCGUGGCGCCAGCGCUCGAGCGGUCGUUGGCGCAAUUGGGCAAGUCGGAAAGCAGCGAGCUAUCGCCGUCGCCGCCGCCCAAGUCGCCCUUUACGCAGCUUCCUCCGGCCGAUAUCAAGACCAGCGUGUCUCUCUAUCCCUCUGGCUCCCGCGCCUUCCAGCGGCACGUGGCAGAAAAUCCAACACACGUCUUUAAAAAGCCGUCGCCGACCAAGAGCUCGCCAAAGAAGCACAAAAUCGUACUCAACGUUGGCAGCCCCGUGACGCCGGCUGCCCGGCGCUUGGCGCCCGUGGUACUCAAACCGCUGACGCCCCGGACGCUGGAGCUCGACUCGGCCGCGUACGAAACCUCGGCCAACAAUUACUGGCGCGCGGUCGAGAUGUACGUGGCCCGCGGGUGUCCGCCCAUGUCGGAGGCCAUCCCGGUCGAAAUCUUGCAGCGACUGCAGCUCCCGGCACCGCCUUUCCGGCAUGACAAGGCGCUGUUAGCGCAAAACACGGCCACGUGCGAACACCUCCUCACGGAAAUGUUCGACGCCGUGUAUGCGACGUACAACACGGCGAUCGCGCGUGCGAUGCUGCAGUACGACCUUUUGGAAGAGAGCCACGCGGCGCGGCUCGGCAUUCUUCCAGCGUACCUCCACGCAACGCCCAAGUGGUGGAGCGACGAGACGUACCAGUCGUUCCAAUGGCGUGUCCUUCGGGAGACGGGCGUGGACGCGACGGUGAUUCGCGACAGUGCCGAGUACAUUGAGGUGUUUCUGCACACGGCUGACCCGGCCAUGCUCGCGCUGCAAACGCAAUGGCUGCACGAAGGCCCGCCCCCCGACUGGGAGAUUCGGGACAAUCCGUUCGUGCCGUACCACGAGCUGCUCUUUACGGACGUCUUGACACCCGCGUUUCGGUCGUCGUUGCCGCGCACGGUGCCCAACUUUGUCGAUCACAUUAGCCGCCGCGUCGACGCGGUCAAAGAGUGUCUUCGGACGUACUGGAUUCCCGCCAGCGCCAUGAAGGUCGAUGCGUUCUUGCCGCUCUCGCCGGAUGCGCCGGUGCGCGACCCUCGCGGCGAUCUUCCGCUGCCCGAACCACUCCACGCCAGUGCCAAUGGCAGCCCAGGCGCCGCCAAGCUCUUCGCGAACCGCGUCGCGCUCGAAGGCUUGGACGGUCGCUCCGUGCUAAAGGCCUCGGCCGACACGCUCGUCGAAGACGACCUCUUCCGCUUCAACCAUCACAUUGGCGUCUUGAACGCAGCGUCCGUGCUCAUGUCGCGGCAGCUACGCGAGACCGUCGAUGCCUCGGUCCUCGCCUUCCAAGCAUUCUUUGAGCAGUUUUCGACGCCAGCGCUCGACGGCGAGCCGGCACUGAUCCUCUCCGUGCAGUGCUUUGAAUCCCCGGGCGCCGGGUUUGCACUCGACCCGCCGGCCGACGCGAUGGAGACAACGCUCUUGCACUGCGUCGGCAUGCUCGUAGACGCGGUCGCGAUCUUUCCACGCAUUGACUCGCACACAAGCGUGCCGGUUCGUAUUCGCAACAAGGCGUCGCUCGGGCCGUGCACGCUUGGGACAGGCGAUCCGUUUGUGCUCUCGGCCAAACACGCCGUGCGCCAUGCGCUGCAGCGGCACUUGCGCGACCCCGAAGAUGUCCUCGCUCGGUUUUCACCCUUUCUGACGCUGCUCGAUGGCUCCAUGGCGCGGCAUAUCGCUUCCCUCUUGGAGCAGCCGCUCGACUUGCACGCGCUCCGCGCCGAGCUCGCAGCGCUCCAAUCGAUCGACGACACGAUUUUGGCCGAGAUCGCCGACCAGUAUACGUUCUCGCUCUUUGCCGUCUCGUGCGUCGCAGCCAAAGACAGCCUUCGCGCCAAGGCCAAAGAGUUUGCAUCGAUCUUAUUGGCGCGCGUCUCGGCCGAGAACGUCAAGCGCAUGCACGCCAUGGGUGCGCAGUACGAAGCCAUUGUGCAGACGCUCAUGGCCGACCCGCUCGACUCGGUCGAGCUCAAGAGCCUCCAAGCGUUUUACGAGUCGAGCAUGGCGGCGCUCAAUGCGCUCCAGGACGAGCUGGUCAACGACGUGCACACCGCGAUUCGGUUCUUGACCGAGCACCACUUUGCCAUGGACCGCGACGACAUUCAGCUCUUUUAUGUCACGUACCGCUGGCCCGAUACGGUCGCCAACUUUCAGCGCAAGUCGCUCGAGCGGCAGCGUGAGCGCAAGCGGGAGCUCGAGCUCGUGGUGACAGCCCGCCAAGAACACCUCCUUGGCACGUUUGCCACCUGUCAGCGUAAGAUUGAAAAGAUGCGGGAGGCCGGCAACAUGGGUGACGCGAUGAACGUCACCAAGCGCAUCGAAGGCAUCAAUAAGCUCAUCACUGAGAUCGACGACGAAGCGAGCAAGAUCCGCGACCAAGAGACGCUGCUCGGGAUGGAGCUCACGGACAACGAGACGAGCAUCAAGGAGCUCCAAGAAAUGCUCGCACCCAUGGACAAGCUCUGGUCGACCGUGUCUCAAUUCAGCGAGCAGCUCAACCAGUGGCGCGGGCUACCGCUGUACAUGGUCAACGCCGAAGACGCCGAGCGCGAAGCCGACGGGUUUCGGCGCAACGUCGUCAAGGUCAUCCGUGACUGCGAAAAGAUUGGCGAGAGCUUGGAAGCGCCGACCGAGGUCGCGCGCGCGGCCAAGAAGAUGCUCGAUGAAAUGCUCGAUGCACACGUGCCGCUCAUGCACCUGAUUUGUACGCCGGCACUCUGCGCGCGGCAUUGGACCGAAAUCGAGGGCAUUACAAAGCUCGACUUGCAGACGCCGGGCGGGGACAUGACGCUAAGUCACAUGCUGGACGCGGGCUUGCACAAGUUCACGGCGCAAAUCGAAGACAUUUGUGUGGGCGCCGCGAAAGAGUACUCGCUCGAGCAAGCCCUCGACAAGAUGGAGCACGAGUGGGAAGGCGUUGAGUUCCACACCAAGCCGUACCGCACGACCGGCACGUCGAUCCUCUUUGGCACCGACGAGAUGCAGCAGCUCUUGGACGACCACAUGGUCAAGAUUCAAUCCAUUCGCGGGUCGCGCUACAACAAGCCGUAUUUGGAGCGCAUUGCGCGAUGGGAGAAAACGCUGGUUGCGAUUCAAGACAUUACCGACCAGUGGCUCAAGGUCCAAGCGACGUGGCUGUACCUUGAGCCGAUUUUCAGCAGCGACGACAUCAUGCGGCAAAUGCCGACCGAGGGCAUGCUCUUCAAGCGCGUGGAUGCGACGUGGCGUCACAACAUGGAAGAGACGAUCCUCGAGCCAGAAGCCACGGUCGUUGCGAUGCGCCAAGGCUUGCUCGAGACGCUCCAAGAGUCCAACGCCGACCUCGAGACGAUCCAGAAAGGCUUGAACGAGUACCUCGAGACGAAGCGGCUGUACUUUCCGCGCUUCUUUUUCCUCUCCAACGACGAGCUGCUCGAAAUUCUCGCCGAAACCAAGGACCCCCUCCGCGUCCAGCCACAUCUCAAGAAGGCGUUUGACGGCAUCAACCUCCUCGAGUUCCAGCCCAACCUCGACAUUACGGCGAUGCUGAGCCCCGAGAAUGAAAAGGUCCCGUUCCUCUUCGACAAGAUCUCGCAAUCGCCCAUCAACCCCAACAAAACGGGCGGCAAUGUUGAGAUUUGGCUCCAAGAGGUCGAGAUCACGAUGCGCAAGAGCGUCGCGUACCACGUUGACCUGAGCAUGGCCGACUAUGCCACCAAAGAUCGCCUUACGUGGGUGCAAGAAUGGCCUGGCCAAGUCGUUCUUGCCAUCAACCAGACAGUGUGGACGCAGCAAACCGAGGCCGCGCUCGAUGGACCGAAAGAUGCCCUUGUGCAGCACUCCCAGAUGCUCAAGGACGAGCUGCUCCGGACGGUCGAGCUCGUGCGUGGCCAGCUGCCCAAGCUCACACGCAUCACCCUCGGCGCGCUUGUCGUGAUGGACGUGCACAAUCGCGACACGAUCGCCGAGCUUGUGACCCUCAAGACAUCGGACAAGCUCGACUUUGACUGGCUCGCACAGCUGCGCUACUACUGGGUCGCGGGCGGAAUGUCGGCCGCGACGGGGAAGCCGGGUACACUGCAGUGCCGCAUGAUCAAUACUCUGGCCCUGUACGCAUUCGAGUACCUCGGCAACUCGAUGCGGCUCGUCAUUACGCCGCUCACGGACCGUUGCUACCGCACGCUCAUGGGGGCGAUUCAUUUGAACCUCGGGGGCGCGCCAGAAGGACCGGCCGGUACGGGCAAGACCGAGACAACCAAGGAUCUCGGCAAAGCCAUUGCGAUCCAGUGCGUUGUGACCAACUGUUCGGACGGUCUCGACUACCUUGCGAUGGGCAAGUUCUUCAAAGGCCUCGCGUCCAGCGGUGCGUGGGCGUGUUUCGACGAGUUUAACCGCAUCCAGCUCGAAGUGCUGAGUGUGAUUGCCCAGCAAAUUCUGUGCAUCCAGAUCGCCAAGGCGCAGAACGCCGCGACCUUUAUGUUUGAGGGCACGCUCCUCUCGCUCAACCCAACGUGCUGUCCGUUCAUUACGAUGAACCCCGGGUAUGCGGGGCGCGCCGAGCUGCCCGACAACCUCAAGGUCCUCUUCCGCACCGUGGCCAUGAUGGUGCCCGACUACGCGAUGAUUGCCGAGAUCAUGCUCUACUCGUACGGCUACAUGGAGGCGAAUGCACUCUCCAAGAAGAUUACAACCACGUACACGCUGUGCUCGGAGCAGCUCUCGUCGCAGUCGCACUACGACUAUGGCAUGCGGGCCGUCAUGGCCGUGCUGCGCGCCGCAGGCAACCUCAAGCGCAGCGAGGGCCACCUCCAGGAGGACACGCUCGUCUUGCGCUCCAUCAUUGACGUCAACUUGCCGAAAUUCCUGAGUCCGGACGUCCCGCUCUUCAACGGCAUUGUCUCGGACCUCUUCCCGGGCGUCGUGGUGGACCCACCCGACCGCACGGAUAUGCUACGUGCAGUCAACGACGCGUGCAAGGCCAUGGAGCUCCAGCCCGUGCCCAACUUUAUCGAAAAGGUCAUUCAGAUUUACGAAAUGAUGAUUGUCCGGCACGGUUUCAUGGUCGUGGGCAUGCCUUUCUCGGGCAAGUCGAGCUCGUGGAAGGUGCUUGCUGACGUCCUCGAGCGCCUCCACAACCAGUUUCCUGAGGAUACGCGGUAUACGCCGGUCGUCGUGGCCGUCAUCAACCCCAAGUCGAUCACGAUGGGGCAGCUCUACGGCCAGUUUGACGACGUCUCGCACGAGUGGACCGACGGCGUCCUCGCCAUCAACUAUCGCAACCUCGCAACGAGCCCGACGCCGGAUCGCAAAUGGCUUCUCUUUGAUGGCCCCGUCGACGCGGUCUGGAUUGAAAACAUGAAUACGGUUCUGGACGACAACCGGAAACUGUGUUUGAUGAGCGGCGAGAUCAUUGCGAUGAGCCCCGUCAUGAGUAUGAUGUUCGAGCCCAUGGAUCUUCUUGUCGCGUCGCCCGCCACCGUCUCUCGUUGCGGUAUGAUCUACAUGGAGCCCGAGCAGCUUGGGUGGCAGCCGCUCGUCGACUCGUGGCUGGACCGCACGAUGGUGCUGCCAUUAGACGCCGACCCGAAGCUCCACCUGAUCUUGAACGACGACCAGCGCAGCACGAUCCGGACGCUCUGCGCGUGGCUCGUCGAUCCUUGCAUUGCGUUUGUGCGCAAGGAGCUCAUCGAGCUCACGCCAACGGUCGACGCCAACCUCGUACAGAGCUUACUGCACAUCUUGGAGGCGGAGCUGCUCCAGGUCAAGCCGGGCGAUAUUGGCACCAAGAAAGGCCUGCAGCACCUCGAAAGCCUCUUCCUCUUUGGCCUACUCUGGUCAGUCGGGUGCACAUCCAAUUCGGAGGGUCGCGUCCGGUUCUGCGACUUCUUACGGAGCUACAUGGAGUCGAUGGGCGCGCUCAACGCCAAGUACAUUGUCGUUGGCCGCGCCCUCCAAGUGCGCAAGUGGGUCAAGCCUGCGUUCGACACGUAUGCGCUCACACUGGCACUGCCGACGAAGGGCAACCUGCACGACUACCUCUAUAAUCUCGACGAGGGCAAGUGGGUGCGCUGGGAAGACACGCUCAAAGAGUACAUCAUUCCGCCCAACUCACCGUUUAGCACCAUCGUCGUGCCCACGAUUUACACGGCGCAGCUCGAAAAUCUCGUCAAGCUCCUCGUCUCGUCCAAGCGCAAGGUGCUCGUGUGUGGGCCCACGGGUACCGGCAAAAGCUCGUACCUCAACGCGAUUCUGAACGAGCGCCUCAGUCCCGACCACUUUUCCGUCAUUAUGCUCUCGUUUUCGGCAAAGACGUCGGCCAAUAUGACCCAAAACAUCAUUGACGGCAAGCUCGACAAGCGGCGAAAAGGCGUGUACGGGCCACCGGUCGGGAAGGACGGCAUCGUGUUUGUCGAUGAUCUCAACAUGCCCAUGAUUGAAACGUACGGCGCGCAGCCGCCGAUCGAGCUCAUGCGGCAGCUCGUCGACUCGGGCGGGUGGUACGACCUCAAGGAGAUGGCGUGGCAAAAGAUCAUCGACACGAUCGUCGUCACGGCCAUGGGACCGCCGGGCGGUGGCCGCAACACGAUCAGUCCGCGCUUCCAGCGGCACUUUAACGUGCUCUGCUUCUCGGAAUUCGACGACGCGACGCUCGCACGCAUUUUCUCGACCAUUGUCAACUGGUACUUUACGAGCAACCCGUUCGUUUCCGAGAUCCGCAAGCUCGCCGACGCCGUGGUGAAUGCGACCUUGGAGACGUACCAGAACGCCAUGAAGGUGCUCCUUCCGACACCGAAAAAGUCCCAUUAUACGUUCAAUUUACGGGAUUUUUCGCGUAUCAUCCAAGGCAUCAUGCUCGUGACGGCGGCCGACGACUUCAACACGACCAGCCUCGUCAAGCUCUGGGUUCACGAGUCGCUGCGCGUGAUUGGCGAUCGGCUCAUUGACGACGAAGGCCGAACGUGGUUUUGUGACUUUCAGCGCAAAAUGGUCGCGAAACACUUCAACACCAACUUUGACAAGGUGUUUGCACCGCUCAAGCGCGGUCGCGAUGGGAUCGUGAUGCCCCAAGACAUGCGCAACCUCUUUUUUGGCGACUACCGCGAUCCGGACGCAUCGCCUCGUCUCUACAAGGAGAUCGACGUGCACUCGAGUGGAGACGUGGACGGCAUCGCGCAGCUCAUUGCGUGCUUGGACACGUAUCUCGCCGAAUUCAACGCGGUCUCGCGCAAGCCGAUGAACCUCGUCAUGUUCCUCUUCGCGAUCGAGCACCUCUCGCGGAUCGCACGCGUGCUCAAGAUGCCCCGGGGCAACGCUCUCCUCGUGGGCGUCGGGGGCAGCGGCCGUCAAAGUCUCACCCGCCUCGCCGCCUUUAUCAUGGACUAUGAAGUCAAGCAGAUUGAGAUUGCAAAAAACUACACCAUGACCGAGUGGCGCGAAGACAUGAAGUAUGUACUCAAGACCGCGGGUAUUGGCGCGCGGCCGCUCGUGUUCCUCUUCAGCGACACGCAAAUCAAGUACGAGGCGUUCGUCGAGGACAUCAACAACAUGCUCAACUCGGGCGAAAUUCCAAAUUUGUUUCCGUACGACGAGCGUGUCGGGCUCUGCGAAGGCGUCCGCGUCCACGCCAAAGAGAAAUUCGGCAAAGUCGCGAGCGAUAUGACGCCCGCCCAGCUCUACGCGUUCUUCGUGCAGCGCGUGCGCCAGCAGCUGCAUAUCGUGCUUGCGUGCUCGCCGAUUGGGGACGCGUUCCGCGACCGGCUCCGGAAAUUUCCCUCCAUGAUCAACUGCUGCACGAUCGAUUGGUUCACGGCGUGGCCUGCCGACGCGCUCGUCGCAGUCGCCGAGAAAUUCCUGCGCGACGUGCAAAUGGAGUCGGAUGCGACACGCCGCGGCAUUGUCGACACGUGCCAGUACUUUCACGUGCAAGUCGAGAGCCUCAGUGACGCAUACCUGCAGUGCCUCCGCCGGCAAAACUCCCAACGACGCGAGAGCGUCAUGAAGGCCAAGCUCCGGUACGAGGUCGGCUUGGAGAAGAUCCAAUUUGCCGAGGCCAACGUGAGCGUCAUGCGCAAGGAGCUCGUUGAUAUGCAGCCGAUCCUCGAUCGCUCGACCAAAGAGACAGCGGCGCUCAUGGAGGAAAUCCAAGCCAAGUUGCCGGGCGUCGAGAAGACGCGCGCUGAGGUCCAAGCCGACGUCGCAAUCGCCGAUGCCUCCAAAGCACAGUGCGAGAUCCAGAAAGCGAGCGUGGAGGCCGACUUGGCCGAGGCUGUUCCCGCGCUCGAAGAGGCACUCAAGGCGCUGGACACGAUCAAGGCGUCCGAGAUCAACGAAGUCAAAGCCAUGGCCAACCCGCCGGCCGGCGUCAAGCUCGUGUGCGAAGGCGUGUGCGUCAUGCUCGGCAUCAAGCCCGCGCGUAUUCCCGAUCCCGCGGACCCGAGCAAGCGCAUCAUGGACUUUUGGGGACCGUCGCAAAAGAUGCUUAGCGACCCAACGUUCAUCCAGCAGCUCAAGAAAUUCGACAAGGACAACCUCGACCCGAAAAUCAUGAAGGUGGUCGUCUCCAAGUACAUUGCGGACGAGAACUUUAGUCCCGAAAAAGCAGAGAAAGCGUCCAAAGCUGCCGCCGGUCUCUGCAAAUGGGUCCACUCGAUGGCACUCUACGACAACGUGAGCAAGAUUGUCGCACCCAAGCGUGAAGCCCUCGCGGUGGCCGAGAAGCAGCUGCAAGAGACGCUCGGGAGUCUCAACGAGAAGCUCGCACGCUUGAAGGAGGUCGAGGAUGGGCUUGCGAGCCUCCAGCGGUCGUUCCAAGACGCCACAACCUCCAAGCAAAGCUUGGAAAGUCAGAUUGAGCUCACGGGGAAGAAGCUCGUGCGCGCGGCAACGCUGAUUGAGAGUCUUGGGGGCGAAAAGAUUCGCUGGAAAGAGUUCAGCGCUCAACUCACGCUGCAGUACACCAAGCUCACGGGCGACGCGCUCAUUUCCGCUGGCAUCGUCGCCUACCUCGGACCAUUCACAUCCGUGUACCGGGCGCAGGCGGUCUCGGCGUGGGUUGCCCGCUGCAAGGAGCUCGCGAUCCCGUGCUCGGACUUGCCGUCGCUCUCGGGGACGCUUGGCGACCCGGUUCAAAUCCGCAAGUGGAACAUUGAUGGGCUUCCGACCGACAUGUUUAGUAUUGACAAUGGCAUCGUGGUCUUCAACGCGCGUCGGUGGCCACUCAUGAUCGACCCGCAGGGGCAAGCCAACAAGUGGAUUCGCAACAUGGAGACCGAGCACGGACUGAACGUCAUCAAGCUCACCGACGGCGACUACUUGCGCACACUCGAGAAUGCCGUCCAGUUCGGCCGCCCCGUGCUGCUGGAAAACAUUGGCGAAGAGCUCGACCCGAGCUUGGAGCCGCUUCUGCUCAAGCAGACGUUCAAGCAGGGCGGCACGCUCUUCAUUCGUCUCGGUGACGCCAACAUUGAGUACAGCGAGAGCUUCCGAUUCUACCUCACCACCAAGCUCCGGAAUCCGCAUUACUUGCCCGAAGUGUCGGUCAAAGUGACGCUGCUCAACUUUAUGAUCACGCCACAAGGGCUCGAAGACCAGCUCUUGGGCAUCGUCGUCGCGCAAGAACGGCCGGAUCUGGAAGAGCAAAAGAACAAGCUCAUCAUCCAGAGCGCCAAGAACAAGGCGCUUCUCAAGGAGAUUGAAGACAAGACGCUGCACAUUCUGUCGGCGUCCGAAGGCAACAUUCUCGAAGAUGAGACCGCGAUCAACACGAUGAACCAAGGCAAGCAGGUCGCCGAUCAAAUCAAGUCGGAGCAAGUCAUCGCCGAAGCCACGGAGCUCGAGAUCGAUACGGUGCGGCAGGGCUACCGCCCCGUGGCCUACUCGUCGCAAGUGCUCUUCUUCUGCAUCGACCAGCUCGCCAACAUCGAGCCCGUGUACCAGUACUCGCUCUCUUGGUUCAUCGCGCUGUUCGUGCUCAGCAUCAACCAAAGCGACAAGAGCAACGACUUACAUGAACGGCUCAAGCUUCUCGACGCCCACUUUACCUUUUCGCUGUACCGCAACAUUUGCCGGUCGCUCCUCGAGAAGGACAAGCUCAUGUUUUCGUUUCUCUUGACGAUCUCGAUCAUGCAAGGCCGCGCCGAGAUCGAUGCGUCCGAGUGGUACUUCUUCCUCACGGGCGGGCUGGCGGUGGCGGAGACGCCGCCGCCGAAUCCAGCGCCCGACUGGUUUGCCGACAAGCAGUGGAACGAGCUCGUGCGCCUUUCGCAUCUUCCGGCGUUUCCGGGGCUCGCGACCGAGUUCAAGACGCAUGUCGACGCAUGGAAAGCCAUUUACGACUCGCCGACCGGGUAUCUCAUUCCAUUCCCUGGCGCCUUUGCGACGGUGACACCGUUCCGGCGGCUUCUCGGCAUCCGCUGCAUUCGACCGGAUCUUGUCGUGCUUGCCGCGCAGCAGUUUGUGGUCGAGACCAUGGGCGACGCGUUCGUCAAGCCGCCGCCGUUCGACCUUGGGCUGUGCUACAGCGACUCGUCCGUGAGCUCGCCCCUCGUCUUUAUCCUCUCGCCGGGCUCGGACCCGAUUAGCUCGGUGCUGAAAUUUGCCGACGCGAAUAGGCAGCGCAUCGACACGAUCUCGCUCGGCCAGGGCCAAGGCCCCAUUGCCGAGCGCAUGAUCGCACUCGCGAUGGAGACCGGGUCGUGGGUCGUCUUGCAAAACUGCCACCUCGCGCCCAGCUGGAUGCCGACGCUCGAGCGCAUCACGGAAAGCGUCAAGCUCGAGACGACGCACCCCAACUUUCGGCUCUGGUGCACGACGUACCCGUCACCGGUCUUUCCACCGUCCGUGCUGCAGAACGGCGUGAAAAUGACCAACGAACCGCCCCAGGGCUUGCGCGCCAACCUCCUCGGCUCGUACCUUCUCGACCCGAUCUGCGAGCGCGGGUUCCUCGAGUCGGUGAGCAAGGGCAAGGAAUUUCGCCGGCUUUUAUACGCGCUCUGCUUUUUCCAUGCACUCGUCCGCGAACGCCGGCAGUUUGGCCCAUUGGGCUGGAACAUCCAGUACGAGUUCAACGAGUCCGACCUGAGCAUUAGCACGCGCCAGCUCGCCAUGUUUGUCGAUGAGAACGACGCGAUUCCGUGGCGCGCUCUCCAGUAUUGCACGGGCGAAUGCAACUACGGCGGUCGAGUCACGGACGACAAGGACCGGCGCACGCUGGCGUGUCUUCUUGGUCGCUUCUACGCGACAGACAUUCUCAAGGACGACUACAGCUUUGACGAGCGGUCGCAGUACGUGGUGCCGGCAGACACGGACUAUGAAGGCUUCCUUGCGUUCAUCGAGGGGCUCCCGCUCGUCGCGCCGCCCAACGUCUUUGGUCUACAUGACAAUGCCACCAUUACAAAAGACCAAAACGAGACGACAAUAUUGUGCACAAAGGUGCUGCAGACGCAAGCGACGGGUGGCGGCGGCGGCGACGCCAAGGGCCUCAGCCAAGAAGAGACCGUCGACGCGAUGGCGGCCGACAUUCUGUCGCGGCUGCCCGACAAUUACGAUAUGGAGCUCGCGGCCAUUCGGUACCCGGUCCGAUGGAACGAAAGCAUGAACACGGUCGUGUGCCAAGAGCUCGUGCGCUUCAACAACCUUCUCUCGGUCGUCCGGAGCUCGCUCAAGAGUCUCCGCAAGGCGAUCCAAGGCCUUGUCGUCAUGUCGGCCGAGCUCGAGAACGUGAGUUUGUCGCUGUUUUACGGAAAAAUCCCGGCCAUGUGGAUCGCCAAGUCGUACCCGUCAUUGAAGCCCCUCCCGAGCUACGUGAGCGACUUGCUCGAGCGCAUUUCGUUUUUCGCCGACUGGCUCAACGACCAGCCGCCGCCGAUCUUUUGGAUCUCAGGCUUCUUCUUCACGCAGGCCUUUUUGACGGGUGCCAACCAAAACUUUGCCCGCAAAUACACCAUCCCGAUCGAUCAAAUCACCUUUGACCACGAGCCGAUGCCCCGCACCGACUACACGACGGGCCCGACGGACGGCGUGUAUGUCCGUGGUCUCUUCCUCGAAGGCUGUCGGUGGAACAAGGUCGAGUCGCGUCUCACCGAGUCGCUGCCCAAGGUGCUCUUCACGCUCGGCCCCGUGCUGUGGUUUCGACCGACCAAGAAGUCGGACCUCGUCAUUCGCAAGUCGUACAACUGCCCCGUGUAUAAAACCAGUGAGCGCCGGGGUACGCUCUCGACGACGGGGCACUCGACCAACUUUAUUUGCUUUAUCCGGCUUCCGUCGCACCUUCCCGAGGCCCAUUGGGUUGCCCGCGGCGUUGCAAUGCUCAGCCAACUCGACGACUAG